Molecule: messenger RNA, 855 nt
Organism: Mesorhabditis spiculigera
Lineage: Eukaryota; Metazoa; Nematoda; Chromadorea; Rhabditida; Rhabditidae
Source: the annotation of a GenBank genome assembly
AUGUCGGAAUCGCUGGCGAGGAGCAUGGAUUUGUCCGACUCGAUCUCCCCUAUUACGGCACUUUGCGUCGUCGCUGAUAAGAACAAGGCGCCUAGAGGAUUUACAGCGUUGACCAAAUCGAACGAUGAUGCUUCGGAUGCGGACCUUUGGCACGAAAGUUCAUUCAGCAUCUUCUCGCGUCCCGUCCGCUACUUAUGUUACAGCCGAGAGAAGCCGAAUGCCGCCUAUAAGGGUUCAAUAUCCGUGGUGACGGACAUCACGGUUGUCAAGGAAAAUGACCCGAUACCGCACGGAUUCGUUGCUAUCGACUACACCGCGGAUUCACGAGAGCGAGCCCUGCGUAAAAGAUUCAUCUGCGUGAAAACGGAGCCUCUCGACGCCGCGGUCGAUGCUGUUGGCGAGGUAAUCAUCCUCAACAAAAACAAGAAGACGCCCAAAGAUUACACCAACGCUGGCGAGGUCGAUGGCGCAAUGAUUUGCUUCCGUGUCAUCGUCAUUCCUUCAAACUACGGAUUAUCGCAUAGCGCUUCGGAAAGGAAUCUGUCUACAAGCUCGGCCCCCGGUCAAGGAUUGUAUCCAUCAGUUCCAGGAUUGGGACAACCAUCUCACUCAACCUCAGCGCUCUCCCAAGUCGAUCCUCUACGUUCGCCGGUGAAUGCUUUUACGAUUAAGCAAUCGAGCACGGGCCCUAAGCCGAUAGACGGUGUCGAGUUCAAGGUCAACCCACUUUUUGAAUGCAACUCUGGCAAGCAUAGGGAAGCCCCACUGCCGCCAUUCCCCGAAAUCGACCUCGGGAAGCUGGAUUCCGACGAAUACACCUACCGCUUCCAAAUUGAACAGUCCGCCCUGUCUUAU